Thlaspi arvense is the source of this 207-nucleotide messenger RNA. The record is from the annotation of a GenBank genome assembly. Lineage: Eukaryota; Viridiplantae; Streptophyta; Magnoliopsida; Brassicales; Brassicaceae.
AUGACAAUCCAGGUUCCAGACAGUGUUGGACUCCUUCAUCACAAAGAAUAUCCUUUCUCUAUUAAUGACGAUAUGGGAAGCAGGAUCAAUGAGCACGAGCAAAGCAUCGGUGACCUAAGAGCUGAGAUUCGUGACGUACAAGGCACUCCUCCUCCUUCCGCCUCCAAAUCUGACGAUGAACCUAAGACACCCGCUGGUUCCAGUUAA